Molecule: messenger RNA, 684 nt
Organism: Phytomonas sp. EM1
Lineage: Eukaryota; Euglenozoa; Kinetoplastea; Trypanosomatida; Trypanosomatidae
Source: the annotation of a GenBank genome assembly
AUGGAGGUCGGAUCGAGUGUGGAACUUUCUCGUGUGGUUGCCGGGAAAAGGGAGGGCGAAAAGGUGGUUUGGGCGGUGGGAACGACCAACCGCGCGAAACUCGCGAGCGUCCACGCCGUCGUCCAGCGCUGCUUUCCUCGCCAAACGCACGACGUCGUCGCCUGCGAGGUGCCCUCCGGCGUCCGCGCGCAGCCGAUGAGUGCGGGGGAAACCCAACGCGGCGCGCUCGCCCGCGCCCGUGCGGCCCUCCGCUGCCUUCCCCACGCCGAUUUUGGCGUCGGCCUCGAGGGUGGCAUUGAGCACGUUUCUCUCGCGGAAGAAGAAGCAAAAGAAGGGAAAGGGGAGGGGGAACGAAACGAUCAUGAGGAGGGAGAGCGGUAUUUCGAAUGUGGGUGGAUGGCGGUGGUGGAGAGGCAAACCGGCCGCGUCGGGUUGGGCUCCUCCGCGCGUUUUGAGAUGAGCCCGGCGUUGAUGACGCCGAUCCUGACGGAGGGGAAGGAGCUCGCGGAGGUGAUGGAUGCGUUGACGGGGGAGCAGGAUGUCCGAUCGGGUCUCGGCGCGAUGGGGGUCCUCACCGCAGGGGUGCUGGAUCGCGCGACGGCGUAUAGCCAUGGAUUGAUCUUCGCCUUGGCGCCCUUUUUGUCGGAUACGAAGUAUUGGGGCCAGCACGCUUCCAAAUCUUAA